This is a messenger RNA of Myxocyprinus asiaticus (Chinese sucker), 3657 nucleotides long. RefSeq names its product piggyBac transposable element-derived protein 4-like. The record is from RefSeq and is a predicted model, not a curated record. Lineage: Eukaryota; Metazoa; Chordata; Actinopteri; Cypriniformes; Catostomidae. The transcript has 4 exons. The coding region runs from base 275 to 2563 and encodes 762 amino acids.
CGCGCGGAUAACAAAAGUUCCCUUUUUUUAUCCUAGUUUGCAACAGUCUCAUGCUAAAACUUGAAUUGUUUGUGUUAUGGAAGUUAUACUUCGAAGUAGUGUGAUAGUUGUGUAUUUAAAACUUUACUAUUAACCUAAACGCGUGUGUGGCGUUUGCCACAAUGAAUAAAAUCCCUUGAUCUUUUGACUGACUUGAGGUGCACUUCCGCAACCUUAAUACGUAAUAGCGAGAAAGAAGGAAAUAUACUGUUAUUAUAGUAACUAAAGAUUAAAUAUGUCGGCGAGGCGCACCAAACGCUGUGCUAUUCCUGGCUGUCGGAAAACUGAGUUCCUGCACAUGGUCCCAAAGAAUCCCAACAUUAAAAAAGAGUGGCUUAAGUUUAUUUUCAAUGAAGUGCCAGAUCGUGUCAGUCCAUACUUGUUUGUUUGCCUGGGACAUUUCACUCCGGAUUGUUUAGCAAACCAGUCGCAAUAUGAAGCUGGCUUUGCGGGUAAGCACAUAUUGAAGAGUGGUGCUGUGCCAACUAUACUGGAUCCCAGAGCAAUCCGACAAACUCAAACAUCUGCAACAGCUGAUCUACCUAAUUCUGCGUUGGAUCCAAACAAAAAUACUGAGAAUUGCAUGGAGGACAUUAUAUGCAGUAGUGAUGGAUCCCUUGAUAGUGACCAAGACAGUGUCGACACGACAGCAGAGGAUAUGUUUAUUGAUGGUCUUGACCCUGUUCUAGAUUGGCUUUCAACAGACAUUGAUUCACCAGAAGAGGAACUGGAUUCAGAGGCCAGCCCACCACAGAGAAAGAGAUCCCGUCUGUCUUCCACAUCUGCUGCCCCUGCUGCUGGAGGAGGCAGCUUAGGGAAUGGGACAGAGGACAAUUCCUUAUCUGAUGCUUCCUCUGGUGUCUCUAAAAAAAGGUGGCAUAGCACCGAUGAGGAUGAUGUUGAACCACCUCUUCCAGUCUUCACACCUGUCCAAACACCUGGACCAAACUCUUUUCCUAUUACGUACAGCAGUCCUCUGCAGUUCUUUCAUCUUUUCAUUCCAAAAACGGUGCUGCAGACAAUUGUAGGGUACACAAAUUUCUAUGGGGCCAAGUAUGAGGAGGAAAAGGGCAACUUGUGGCAAAACAUUUGUGUGAAAGACUUAAAGUCAUUCAUAGCGAUUGUAAUUUACAUGGGUCUGGUGAAGUGCUCUUCAUUGAAAGACUAUUGGAGGGAGUCCGAUUACUUCAGUCUGUCCUUUCCUGCACAAAUCAUGUCUUACCAGAAAUUUCGGACAAUCUCCAGUGCUCUUCAUCUAAGCGAUACCAAGGACGAUGAGAGGAACAGGGUGAGGAGGGGAACGUCAGACUAUGAACGCUUAGGUAAAAUUCAGUCACUAUAUCAAGUCAUUAGGGAUGCGUGCAAAAUCUACUUUCAUCCCUUUCAGAACAUAACUAUUGAUGAAAGAAUGGUGACAUCACAGGCUAGAAAGGGACUCAAACAGUGCACGAAAAAUGAAUCUAGAAAUAAUGGGUACAAAUUGUUUGCACUGGCAGACUGCAGCAGUGGCUAUACUUGGGAUUUCUUUGUUUAUGAGGGUAAGUCAAGUGCAUCACAGAGACAUGGGCUGAGCUAUGAGUCUGUGAUGGCAUUGGUUGAUGAAAAUAUGUUAGGCACUGGGUACAAGCUGUUUGUUGACAGAUUUUACACCAGCCCCACUCUCUUCAGAGACCUCUUCUGUAAGGAUAUCUGGGCUUGUGGCCCUGUUCAGGCAAGCAGGAAAGGUUUCCCAAAAACAACUGUGAACAGAUUGCCAAGGAACGCACCCCGUGGCAGUAUACGUUGGAUUAGGGACAACGAGCUGCUGUUUGUCAAGUGGAAAGACGUGCAGGAAGUGCAAAUGUGUUCCACCUUCCAUAAAGCCUAUGCAGGUGACAAAGUGCAGAGAAAGGUGAAGGGAGAAGAUGGACUUCGGACCCUUGUGGAUGUCCCCAUCCCAGCUGCAGUUUUGGACUACAGCAAGAACAUGGAGGUAGUGGAUCCAUCUAAUUGCGCUACUGGAUAUUAUAGACUUCUAAGUAAACCAAAAAAGUGGUACCAGUCCAUUUUUUAUCACUUUUUGGACAUUGCUAUUGAGAACGCAUUCAUCUUGCAAGGACUGGGGGACAAGAACGAGAAGGCUUUGACCCGACAGGCAUUCCUGGAGAUGCUCGUUUUAGAGCUUACAAAAACUGGUUCUCAGAAAAGGGCUGACUCUGCACCAGUUUCAUCAGCUACUUCCUCUGCUUCGCCCUCAGGUCCUCCUGCGGCUCCCCCUCCUGCUCCCUCCUCAGAUCCUCCUGCGGCUCCUAACUUGGCUCCCCCUCCUGCUCCUUCCUCAGAUCCUCCAUUAGUGUUUCCUACAUAUCACAAGCCAAAGUACAUCACACAGGACAGCACUGGAGAAAGGCAGAAUUGCAAGCAGAAGUGCAAGUUUUGCAACAAGAAAACACCAGUCAUGUGUGCGACUUGUAAUGUACCUUUGUGCUUUCACCCCAAGCGUGACUGUUUUAAUAAUUGGCAUGAAAAAAGGAUAAUUGUAUAGAUAGUAAUAGAUAAAAGUGAUAGGUAAUACAAUUGUAAGAUACAUUUUUUCCCUCUAUUAAAAUCAAACAAAAGUGUUUUGUUAAUGUUGCAUAUAAAAUUCUAAAAUAGGAACAAAGUAUGGUUUUGAAUGGCAUUUCUGAAAUGAUCUAUAUUUUUUCUAAAGUUUUUUUGAGGUAGCCCGGCAGUUAGUUGAUAGUUAGUAAUGACUUAGAUACCCCUCCCUUCCGAGAUACCGAGAAGUAUCUACUUGAGAGGUAGGACUCAAACCAUCAAAGAAGUGCAGUUUCUGUUGAAGGGGUUAAUAUUCAAAUAUCCUUUUACUCUUACAAGUUAUACCUCAUCUUUUAUCAUCCUCAUUUAUUCUACUUGUAUACAUACAUUUUCUAUUCUUCUUUUACAAAAAGGUGCAAGUAACCAGGGUUGGGGAGUAACAGAAUACAUGUUAUGGGAUUAUGUAUUUAAAAUACAAAAUAUAAGUAACUGUAUUCCACUACAGUUACAAUUUAAAUAAUUGGUAAUUAGAAUACAGUUACAUUCAAAAAGUAUUUUGAUUACUGAAGAGAUUACUUUGCAUUUUAUUGUCAUUUGUUUCAUUUAAUAUUUAGUCCUUUCAGAUGGAAAACAUUUAUACAUAUAAAUGAUGCGAUCCAAAGUGCAUUUGAGCAGCGGUGAAACACUUUCUUAUAAUGUGUUACAUUCAUACGAGCAGACAGAGAAGUAAGUUUGGAGCACAAGAAAUAGAAAUAAACCUUGUGUAAAUUGUCAGCUUUACGCUAAGCUAAAAUGCUAUUUCUAGCCAUUUUACAUGCACGAUCAUAUUUUUUUAUCAAGAAAAUUCAUGUUGGAUCAUAAUUUCUUUUUUUCCACUAAGACCUUUGAUAUUAGGGCAAAAAUCUUAUUCUUAAUCAUAUUUUUUGUAUUGUUUUCCUGUAAAAAUAUCUAAAAAUCCUUAAAACAAGACCAAUUUGAUUUAUCUUGAUUUAACCCUCCCAACCCUGCAGGUAACAUGGAUGUCAUCUGAGGGGUGACUGAGUGUCUGAAUUAUAUCAGAAUGCAAUUACAGUGAUUAUUAAUUUAGCCUGGCUCCUGGAG